This is a messenger RNA of Syngnathus typhle (broad-nosed pipefish), 7920 nucleotides long. RefSeq names its product supervillin a (gene svila). Gene Ontology annotation, biological process: barbed-end actin filament capping; actin polymerization or depolymerization; actin filament severing. The transcript is spliced from 42 exons. Lineage: Eukaryota; Metazoa; Chordata; Actinopteri; Syngnathiformes; Syngnathidae. Gene Ontology annotation, cellular component: actin cytoskeleton; cytoplasm. The record is from RefSeq and is a predicted model, not a curated record. Gene Ontology annotation, molecular function: phosphatidylinositol-4,5-bisphosphate binding; actin filament binding. The coding region runs from base 486 to 7355 and encodes 2289 amino acids.
GUUCAGCACGGGUUUCUUUGGCACCCCACUGGUGUUUAGAAGCCAAGGAUUUGGAAAGCAGCGCUCUCCUCGGACACUCCCAUCUUUUUCUUGCCUCUCGCUCACUCACUCAUCUUUUCUUUUUUCGCUCCUCUGUGUGCUUACUCAAACCACUCGGCUGUCAUUUGCCUGUGUCAUCGGGCCUCGGUUAAUGAGCUUAGCAUGUGCAUCAGCUUUGCAUGUUGUUGUUGUGGUGCUGGUGGGUUGGGAGAAAACUAACCAGGACCUCCUUUCCUUUCCUGCAGCUAGGCUCUUUACGCUCUCUCCUCCCUGACUCGAAUGCUACCUGACUUCAUCGUCUCUCUCUCUCGCUCUCGCUCUCUCGCUUCACUCUGUCCCAAAGCUUUGUCAAAACUGCUUUGUGCUGCAUCACCGCUUCUGCGGCUGCAGCGCUUUCCUUUUUUGGAUUCACCAUCUCCUCGAACUUUUUUGGUUUGUUCGCCAAAAUGUACCGGAACCCGUGGAUUUCCAAUUAUCUAAGCCAUGUCAAGUUUUGCGGUGAAGGACUCCCAAGUGACAGCUCUAUCACAAUUAGCAAAAGCAGAUUGCUUCAGAGGAGAGCUCUUAGCUUCCAAAAACAAUUCUCUUUGGACGAAAAAGGUGACCCAAUCAAAGUUACCAAAGAUAUAGAUGUUAGUCUCCUGGCUAAUCUCAACAAAGUCUCUGAGUUGAGGAAACGAUUUGAAGGCAUCACCACAAGCACGAGUGACUUGGAAAUGAACAGGAAGGAGCGCAUCACCCGGCGAUUGGAAGGCAUCGAGGGGGAGCCGCAUCCAUCGGUCCUGCCCAAUUUGGUGGCCAAUCGUCUUCUGGAAGAAGAUACACCGCGAUACACGAGAGCUUCUGACUCAUGCGAGCCACGUGGUGUUACAGUGCAAAGAUAUGGAAUGGAAGAGUUAGAAAAUCCAGAUAGUAUGCAGCCGCUAGUUCCUGAGCGACAGUCCAGAAGUCAACAUCGAUCUGAUCCGAAGGCCUCCAAUCACGCUGAUCACAAUUCAUCACCAUCAUCCAGCAAAGGUGGUCCAGAGCUAGAGUCCAAAGCUGAACGCAUUGCCCGCUACAAGGCGGAGCGCCGUCGGCAGCUGGCUGAGCGUUAUGGUAUCUCUUUGGACCUGGAGCCAGACAUGGAGCAUCCAUCCCGCUACACUCGUCCUCUUAAAGAGCCCGAUGGCCCCGAAAGGCGUAACAAAGCGGAGUUUGUCCCGGAUGAAGAAAGAAACCUCGCUAUGACUUCCACCGGUAGUCCGAGGCGAGGGCAAAGCGCACCCCAAAAGAGCCAUCCCGAGGCGGGCUAUGAAAUGAGUCGAAGCAGAGUGGAUUCUUUCUUAGAGAGGGAGCGGCUCCUGAACCUGGAGAAUCAACGCAGAGCAGCCGCUCCUGAGCCGUCCACUUACAUGGAUGUUACAUCAUUGUCCUCCAGCGCCAGCGUGCCUGCUCGGGACUACACCGGCACAGGCGCGCCGCCAAGCUCGCCCAAGAUGAGCAGACGACCUUCUGUCCCCUCACCCAAACACGGCGUGUCACCUGGUGACUUCUUUAUCGAGCAGCAGGCCCAUAACAUACUCACCAGACAUGGUACAAGGGCAAAAGUGUGCCCUGAUUGGUUCCUCAAGACUGACGCUGAUGGCGACACCCACACCUUAAUCAACUGGCCCUCGAGAAUUCGAGUUAGGGAGAGGCUUGCGAAGGAGGACUGUCGUCAGAGGAGCCCAGAGCCGGCAAGUGUCGCAGAAGCUCCGACAUAUCGCAGACAAUUUCAGCACCAGCCGUCUGCGCGGUACACCACGGAGCCAACCAUUCCCCAGCAGAACCACCCUCACCAUCACCCGCAAGCGCUGCUUUCUCCGUCCCGGCCACCAGGGGCUCCAGAUAUUACCGGUUAUCCCAGUUAUCUGUCCAUGACCUCUGGCGCUCCAUCCAAACUGGAGCUGCUCCCAGAUGAGGAAAGUGAGGAGACGGGCGACGUUCGGACAGAGGGCCUGUUGCGUUGUAGGAAAGCAGUACUACCCUCAGAGGUCCGCCGCAGGGAGAGGAGCGCCGAAGACCCGCAUAGAGGAAGAAGAGAUGAUGAGAUGAGGUCCUCCAAAGCGUUCACUGAGAUUGAAGAACCUCCAAGAAGAGGCCACAGAGGCAGAGCCAGAUGGGAAACACUUGAGCCCUCCAGACACACAGAGCAGACCAGCCAUCAACAAGAAACCAGCAACAGGUCCAGGGAGCGUGAAAAUCUCAUUUAUGUCCAGAAAGGCUUGUCGGCAUCUCACAUCCAACCCAAAGCAGCGCCGAUCCAUCCUGUAGCAGAUCUCGGUGAUCAAGAGCCAAAUCAUAGAAGCUUGCGUCACCAUUCGCAGGAGGCCAAGAAAAAUAACGCAGAGAUUCACCAGGACAGCCGUGUGUCUGUGGCCCAGCUCAGAAAUUCGUACAUGGAAAGCUCCAACACUCCCCCGAGCAGACGCAGAGACGAAGCUGAUGCGGCGAAUCAGGGCCAAGCAGGCUACCGAGCCUCUUGCAGGGGCCGCAGACCCCUUCACUAUAUCUAUCCGGGGGAGUGUAGAAAGACAUCAGAGAGGUUUAGGACACAGCCCAUCACCACUUCUGAGCGCCAGGAGACCGAUAGGUCCUGUGUGAGCUCCGAAUUGACUUCCAAUCAAGCUGAUGAAGAGAAGCUCGAUGAACGGGCCAAGCUGAGCGUAGCGGCCAAGCGCUCUCUCUUCAGGGAACUGGAGAAAAACAUUGGGUCUGGCAAACCCCGUUCGAGGAAUGCUGCAGUCGACCGAAGGCUGAGACGGACACAGGAUCGGUCUAGAACUCAGCCAGUCACCACCGAGGAGGUGGUCAUCGCCACCACCGCCCCCACUCAUGUGCCACACACCGUUCACACGGCUGUAGCGCGCGUCUCUAGCCCCACCCUUGUUUGCAGCGCCCUCGCUCCGAGCAGUCUGCAGGCAUCAUCGCAUCACAACGCCAGCGCCCGCGAGCAGGCGCCAGACGCUCGCCGAACACCGCCCGAGCAAGAGCCCCAGAGCUGCAAGCAGGUCGCACCAAUGGAUGAUAAAUCCCAGGCCCAGGAGGAGCCUGACCUCUGCACGCUCAGUCUGGCGGAGAAGAUGGCGCUGUUUAACCGGCUGGCUCAACCGCCCACCAGAGUGACUCGCGUCAGGGGGGACACGCGUCAGCGCAGGAGCAGCGCUCGCUAUCAGACACAACCUAUCACUCUUGGUGACAUGGAGAAGGAGUCUUCAGACGUAGACAGCCAGGAUGAACAGGAGCAAUGUGAGAAGCCGGUAGAACUCCACCAACUUCACAAUGAUGGAGGUUCUCAGUUUGAACACCUCCCUUCGUCCAGAGGAGGAACGCUAUCCACUGACCACGCAGGAGACAUCCACGUCACUCGAGCGGCAGUUGAAGCCAGCGCCCCUGACCCGAGACCCCACGACCACCAAACUCAGCCUUAUCGAGCCUCGCGACAUGCAGAGGAAGAAACAGAGCGGGCAGGGGGGAAGAGGAAGCUCCCCUCUCCCGAGAGAGAAGUCAGGCAGGCGGCUCCGCCUCAUCCCCAUGCUGGAAGAGAGAGAAGGGAGGAAGAGGAGGAGCAGUGGCGAUCUAGAGGGAGGUUGGAUGAAGCCAUGCUUAACUCAGACCAUCACAUGUUGAUAGAGAGGCAGGAACAAAAAAAUGAGGAAGGGGACCAUGUAGCCUUCCAGAGGCGGAGAACAUUCAGUGAAGAGUUGCCCGAGCCCACUAUUGUGAGAUCCAGACUAGCAUCGGGUUCAUCGAGGGGCGGCGUGUGCCAGCCUCCCGAGACGGACGCGUACCCCGACGACGGGGAACUUGGAGCCGGCACGUUGCAAUCUGAACCGCAGGACGAUCUGUGUGACGGGAUGACAGCCAAACACAUGUCCAUCAAACAGAGGGUGGCUUUGCUGAAGAAGAGCGGCGAGGACGACUGGAGGAACAGGAUCAAUAAGAAGCAGGAUGCAGUGAAGGUUGCCGUGGACGACCAGAACGCUCACUUGUGGGAAGUGGAGCAGAGCUUCAUGAAGAAGGGCGAUGAGGAACUGAUGAUGGAUGAUCUUGCAGUGUCUGACCAACUUUGGGUCCCCAAAUCUUCCAGAUCCAUGCAGGUAGAUGAGAGGUACCCCUGGAGACGGAAGAGAAUCACCGAGGCCGCGAUGGAGUCGCAGAGGAUCGAGGCCCAGAUGUCCAUCCAGGAGAGGAAAGAGCAGAUCGAAGCUCAAGAGGAAGCCUGGAAGUCCAAAGGCCACGGAGCUGCCAACGAUUCCACCCAAUUUACUGUGGCGGCACGCAUGGCCAAAAAAGGGUUGGCCUCCCCUUCUCCUUUGCAAUCAUCAUCGUCCAAAGCCAAGAACAGCAGCCCUGCCAUUUCCAAACCACAAGAUGAGAUCAAGGCAAUACCGGAUCUCAACCUGGAGUCGGACAGGAAACUGGAAAAGCUGGAGUCAUUCCUCGGCAAGCUCAACAGUAAAGCGCUGCCCGAGGCUACUGUCACGGUAACGGAGAAGAAGAUAAAAGAAGUCAUGACCCUGGACGAUGAGGAUUUUUCCAAAUUCUAUCGCCAAGUGGAGGAACCGCUGAGCAUCACUAACAAGGUGGAGCUGGCGGAUGAUUUUGAUGCCAUUUUCGGGCGGCAGGUUCCGACGCUGAUGUCAGACAUGGUGCAGCAUAAACGAGCGGUGCGCCCGACGCGCAACGUUCAAGCGUCGAAGAACCCGCUGAAGAUGCUCGCUGCCAGAGAGGACAUCAGACACGAAUACACUGAGCAGCGCCUCAACGUCGGCUUGUUGGAGAGCAGGAGGAUGAAGGCGGAGAAAAUGAACAUGAACUCCAAUUUAUCCGACGUGGCCCUGGCCGGUCUUGCCAGCACCGAGAACUUCAGCAAUGUCAACUUGCGCAGUGUCAACAUCUCUGAGCAGAUGUCCAACAAUAGCGCCGUGCCUUACAAGAAAUUGAUGCUCUUGCAGGUCAAAGGCCGGCGACAUAUUCAGACCAGGCUAGUGGAGCCAAGGGCGUCGUCGCUGAACAGCGGCGACUGUUUCCUCCUCAUCACGCCUCACCACUGCUUCAUCUGGAUGGGAGAGUUUGCUAACGUCAUCGAGAAGAAUAAGGCUGCAGAGUUGGGCAACUUCAUCCAAAGCAAGCGAGAUCUGGGUUGUCGCGCCGACAGUGUCCAGGUCAUCGAGGAAGGCGUCGAUAGUCACGGCCAAGCUGCCAAGGAGUUCUGGAAGAUCCUGGGAGGCCUCGCCAGUUACCAGUCAGCGGGAACACCGGAUGAAGAUGAGCUUUACGAAGGUGCCAUCGUGGAAACCAACUGUAUUUACCGUCUGAUCGACAACAAGCUGGUGCCGGAUGACGAUUUUUGGGCCAAGAUACCCCGUUGUUCCUUACUCAAACCAAAGGAGGUUCUGGUUUUUGACUUUGGUAGUGAGAUGUACAUUUGGCACGGGAAGGAAGUGACGCUGGCUCAGAGGAAGGUGGCCUUCCAGCUGGCCAAACACCUGUGGAACGGAACAUUUGACUACACAAACUGUGACAUCAACCCCCUCGAUCCCGGAGAAUGCAACCCGCUCAUUCCAAAGAAAGGCCAGGGUCGUCCUGACUGGGCAGUGUUUGGAAGACUGACUCAUCACAAUGAAACCACGUUGUUCAAAGAGAAGUUCUUAGAUUGGAGCGAGUCCAGGAAAGCACCCAGCCCCAGCAAAACCAGCAACAACCACAGUAUUGAUCGCAAGGAUCAGCCCACCUCUGAUCAGCCCCGUGCCUACGACGCCGCCUUAAUGUUGCCGCUCCACCAGGCGCCCGUCUGCACUGUUGUGGACGGCUUGAAUGUGGGGCGGGGCUACGGAUUGGUGGAAGUGGACGAUUGGCGCUGCUAUGAGAUCAGCACGAUUGGCGUGGAGGUGUGGCACAUCCUGGAGUUUGACUACAGCCGUCUACCGCGCCAAAGCAUCGGACAGUUCCAUGAGGGUGACACAUAUGUGGUGAAGUGGAAAUUCAUGGUCAGCACUGCAGUCUGGAAGCGGCAAAACCCUGAGCAGGUGAAGACGACGGGGCCCGGCAAAGAGAAAUGCUGCUACUUUUUUUGGCAAGGUCGCAACUCCACUGUCAGCGAGAAAGGAACGUCGGCACUCAUGACUGUCGAGUUGGAUGAGGAGCGAGGAGCACAGAUUCAAGUGCAGCAAGGAAAAGAACCUCCGUGCUUCCUGCAGUGCUUCACAGGAAGGAUGAUCGUCCAUGCAGGGAAGAGAGAAGAGGAGGAAGAAAACUCGCAAAAUGACUGGCGACUAUACUGUGUGCGAGGAGAAAUGGAGGCAGAGAGCCAUCUAGUGGAGGUUGUGUGUCACUGCAGUAGCCUGCGCUCUCGGGUCUCCAUGGUACUGCUGAGCGUCAGCCAGUCCCUCAUCUACCUCUGGCACGGCUGCAAGUCGCAAGCACACACACGGGAGGUGGCACACACCGCCGCCAGCAGAAUCAAAGAACAUUGUCCUCUGGAAGCAGGACUUCACAGCAGCAGCAAGGUGACCAUACGGGAAUGCGAGGAGGGAGCAGAACCGCAAGGAUUUUGGGAGGCCCUCGGCAGGAGAGACAGGAAAGCUUACGACUGCAUGCUGCAAGAUCCUGGCAGGUUCAACUUCACACCUCGUCUGUACCAGCUAAGCAGCAGUUCGGGGGAUUUCGUAGCUGUUGAGUUUCACUACCCUGCCAGAGACAACAAGCAAGUCAACUCCAUGCCUUUCCUACAAGAGGACCUUUAUUCCGCCUCCCAACCAGCAUUGUUCCUGGUGGACAACCACCAUGAAGUGUACCUGUGGCAAGGUUGGUGGCCUCAGGACAGUGAAAGUACCGGCUCCGCCCGAAUCCGCUGGGACUCGGACAGGAAGUGCGCAAUGGAGACGGUGCUGCAGUACUGCCGAGAAAAGAAUCCGAAAAAGGCCCCGAAAGCGUACCUGAUCCACGCCGGCCUGGAGCCGCUCACCUUCACCAACAUGUUUCCCAGCUGGGAGCACCGGGAGGACGUGGCUGAGAUCACCGAGCGGGAAGCCGAGGUGUGUAACCAGAUUAUUCUGGUGGAGGAUGUGUUAGCCAGACUAUGUCAGACCGCAUACCCUCUGGAAGAUCUCCUGGCUCGGCCGCUGCCUGAGGGCGUUGACCCCCUGCGGUUGGAAGUCUACCUCACAGAUGAGGACUUUGAGGGCGUGGGGGCUUGUGGAAAGAGAGGCUUGGAGAUGACCCGGGAGGAGUACGAUAGUAUGCCUGCAUGGAAGCAGGUGAACUUGAAGAAAUCCAAAGGACUUUUCUAAACGGAGCAGUUACAUAUAUAUGAGGUAGUCAUUGCCGUUUUGUUUUUCCGGGUUGAGAAGCUCAGGGUCUGCCUCUCCUGAGUCGACCUUCGAACGGAGAGAGAUGAAAAUGAGAGGUGGUCCAGCUUCUUGUUUAUUUUCCUUCUAUUUCCAUUGUAAAAUAAAACGGCACCUGUGUGUCUGAGAGGGCUUUUUUAAAGUGUCCAUGCAUGUACAUAUUAUUUAGCAUAUACAGUUCUUUGUGAAAAUAAUUUAUAUUUAUAUUCAAGUAGGAUGAAACAAAGCCAAUUAAAAUUUGAUGGAAACUAUUGUCAUGUAUUUGAUAGUUUUUGUAAUCCUCUGUUGCUGUACAGAUACAAUAUGAUACACUUAACAAUUAAAGUAAUGCAACUUUUGUUAUGAUGCCUCAUUUAAUGAAUUGACAGUUUGAAGUCAUGAAAUGUAUUUGAUUUAUAAAAAGCUACACUGUCGUGCCUUGUUUUUGUGUACAGUUUAUAUACAGAUCAGUCGGACUUUUUGUGACAAAUAACUGCAAGUGAAAUAAAGCCUGGAUGUUGGAAUGUCA